AUGUUUUCCACAAAAUCCGCCCAGUCGCUGCGGCGGCUCUUCGCCGGCUACCACGAGCCGCUCCCGUUGUCGAAGCAGCAGUCGCAGAAACUCCUCGACGGCCUCAAGGCCUCGUUUCGAAACCAGCUGGAUCUCGAGUACGGACGAGGGUCGGAGAAUGCCCUGGCCACGUCCAAGGUCACCGGCGAGGACCUCCAGAUCCGACACUCGGCGGCAACCCAGCAUCUCAAAUCGAUACUGUCGAAUCCGCUCUUCAGCUACAAGAUGGAGUCGCCGGCACAGUCCCUUAUGGCUCCUCUAUCCGUUCCCAGACGAGAUCCUAUGGAUGUGUUCGACCACGCAGUCGCCCGAGGCAUGAUGACGCUAAAGGCUGCCACCGGGUGUCUUGUCGCCAAGAAGCAGCUGCUCUCCGACUCCGCCGCCGACCUCGCCUCCUCAGAAACGGCUUUGCGCAUGGUUCGCUGGCUCCGCUCGUCGGGCGCCGAUGGCGACCUCGCCUUUCUGGACAACCAAGCUUUCGUUCGGGCCCUGACCCCAUUCCUGGUGGCGGAGGGCUUGGAGAAUGCAGCCUGGGACUGGAUCAGCCGUACCAUCAAUGACGCCACGGCACCCUGGGACAACGAUUUGCGUACGAAGAGGGCGUCUUUCGUGCUUGCCGAGCUUGUACGGACGAAGAGCCAGCCUCAGUAUGGCGAUUUGGACGCCGCCAUCCAGACGAUCCUGGAUGCGGAACAUCGCUUCCAGAAGAGUCCCUUGCUGCCCGAUCUACUCGUGCUGCCGUGGAGAUCAGUAUCGUGGCUCUCCACCGUGGAAUCAUACAGCAGAACUGCUCCUUCGGAGAAGUUGUUUGACGCCCACAUGGCGACGGCAGAUCUCCUCCGGCGACCGUUCACGGUCGAGAAGGCACACCUGCAACUACACCACCCCACACACCCUGACCACACGGCGGCGAUGCACUUCUUCCAGGACCGCAAAAAGUUGCGAAAGCUGGUCCACCGGCUGAGCCCUGAAAAGCUCGACCUGGCCAAGCUCAAGGGCAUGAGCAUUAUCCCGUGGAUCGCCUUUCUGGGCCACGACACCGUCAACCACCUCACGCAGUCGGGAAGGAGUCAGGAGGCUGAGGACGUUUCGGAGCUGCUACGGUCUGAGCUGUCGGAUGUAUUUCCCGAGACGUUGAGCCCGACGUGA
Purpureocillium lilacinum is the source of this 1188-nucleotide messenger RNA. RefSeq lists its product as uncharacterized. The record is from RefSeq and is a predicted model, not a curated record. NCBI's taxonomy places the organism in Eukaryota, Fungi, Ascomycota, Sordariomycetes, Hypocreales, Ophiocordycipitaceae.